This is a messenger RNA of Neltuma alba, 2310 nucleotides long. RefSeq lists its product as uncharacterized. Gene Ontology annotation, molecular function: protein dimerization activity; DNA binding. Lineage: Eukaryota; Viridiplantae; Streptophyta; Magnoliopsida; Fabales; Fabaceae. The transcript is spliced from 5 exons. Bases 1 to 2310 code for a protein of 769 amino acids. The record is from RefSeq and is a predicted model, not a curated record.
AUGUCAUCCCAACCACAAGAAGUAUCUGGUAAUGCUCCAUCUACACAAUCUGUGAGAUCGAAGGCUGAUCCUGCAUGGGAACAUUGUGUUCAAGUAGCUAGCAAAAACUCAAGUGGCAAACCUCGCUUGAGAUGUUUGUAUUGUGCAAAGGAAUUUGGAGGUGGAGGGAUACAUAGAAUGAAACAGCAUCUUGCGGGAAUAAAAGGAGAUAUAAUAAGUUGUAAAAAAGUUCCGGGUGAUGUUCGCUUUCGGUUGGGAGAAAAUUUGAAAGAAAUUGAAGAGAAGAAAGGUAAGAAACAAGAUAUAUAUGAGGAGGACAAUCCCUAUGGUCCUAGUGUCACACCAUUUGAAGGGGAUGCUCCAAAUUUGCAAGAGGUUCCUCCGACACAGAUUCAAACUCCUACUCCAACUUCUUCUCAGCAAAAUAUUCAAACUUCUGCCUUAAGACCAUCUCAAGCUAUGAAAAGAAAGCCAUCUGCACCAAUAGACAAAUUCUUUGCCCAAGGACAAGUCCAGGUGCACAACCGGGAAUUAGAAGUGCGUUUGCAGCCUAUGAUAGAUGCUAUUGCAGCUAUUGGACCUGGUUAUAAAGGGCCAUCUUAUCAUGCUUUUAGAACCAAAUUACUACAAGAUAUGAAAAAGGAGGUUCAAUUGUUAGUUGAUGAGUGUAGAGGCUUUUGGGCAGAAACUGGUUGCACAAUAAUGGCUGAUGGUUGGCAAGAUCAAAGAAAUAGGCAAUUGAUUAAUUUUCUUGUUUACUGUCCUAGAGGGAUUGUGUUCAUUAAGUCUGUUGAUGCCUCAGAUAUUGUGAAGGAUGCUCAAACUCUUUGUAACUUAUUCUUGGAAAUGGUUACAUUUGUUGGUGUGGAUAAUGUGGUUCAUUUGGUAACCGAUAAUGCAGCUAAUUAUAAAGCUGCUGGGAGGUUAUUAACUGACAAGCAUCCUUCUAUAUAUUGGUCUCCAUGUGCUGCCCAUUGCUUAAAUUUGAUUUUAGCGGACAUUGGCAAAAUGGCUCUUGUUACUAGUUUGGCAUCAAGAGCUUCAAAGGUUUCAAAAUUCAUUUACAAUCAUGCAUUUUUGCUUGCCUGGCUGAGAAAAAGAGAAGGUUGGAAAGAAAUCAUCCGUCCAGGACCUACACGGUUUGCUACCACAUUUAUUGCAUUAAAAAGUCUUCUUGAUCACAAGCAUGAUUUACAAGCCCUGGUAACUAGCAAGGCAUUUUUAGAUUCCAGAUACUGUAGAGAUCAGAGAGCCAAAGAUGUAACAUUGAUUAUAUUAGAUAACAAGUUCUGGAAUGAUUGUAAGAUUAUUGUUGAAGUUGUGAAACCACUUGUUCGGUUGUUGAGAAUAGUUGAUUCUGAUGAUAGGCCUUCACUUGGAUAUAUCUAUGAGGGUAUGUAUAGGGCAAGGAAAGCUAUCAAGAGUACUUUCAUGAACAAAAAAACUUUAUACAAGCCUUAUACAAGAAUUAUUAAGAGAAGGUGGGAUACACAGCUUCGUCAAGAUCUUCACACAGCAGCUUAUGUCUUAAAUCCUGCUUUUCUUUAUGACCAGGCUAACUUUUCUCAAAAGCCAGAGGUUAUGAAUGGAUAUCUUACAGUUAUAAAUAGAAAAGUAGCUUCCAAUAAGACCAAGUUCUUGCAAGAAGGCACACAGUACCAAAAUAGAAGUGGUAGCUUUAGUCAUCCUUUGGCCCUUGAAUCUGCAAAAUCAAUGCGACCUGAUGAAUGGUGGCGAUAUUUUGGAGGUAGUUGUCCAAAUGUGAAAAAGUUGGCUAUUCAAUUGUUAAGCCAAACUGCAUCUUCAUCAGGUUGUGAAAGGAAUUGGAGUGUCUUUGAAAGAAUACACUCUAAGAAAAGGAACAGGUUGGAGCAUAAAAGGCUGAAUGAUCUUGUCUUUGUUCAUUACAAUUUUCGUUUGAGGAAUAGAGUUGUUAACAAGAACAAAACUUUUGAUCCUAUUGAUUAUGAAAGUAUUGAUAAGAUUGAAUACUGGAUAACUGAAGAAGUUGAUUCUCCUCCACUUUCAACAUUUCGUGCUGAUGAGAUCGAAGAAGACAUCAUUUAUGAUGAUACAACACUACCAAUGCCAAAUGUUUUCAUCAAUGAAGAAGAUAAUUAUGAAGAGAGAGGCAAUGAGGCUCAAGUUGAGGAUAGAUGCUUUGACAUUGGAGUUGGAGCAGGUGUUGAUUUGGGAUCAUUUUCUCAACAAGACAUUGAUAGUCACAGUGCAGAGGCUGCAGACCCAGAUGCCUUUUUGGAGACUCAUGCUUGGCUUAAUCAAGAUCCUCUAAUAUUUGACAAGUCAUGA